This is a messenger RNA of Amoebophrya sp. A120, 2071 nucleotides long. Lineage: Eukaryota; Dinophyceae; Syndiniales; Amoebophryaceae. The record is from the annotation of a GenBank genome assembly.
AGGCAGGUGUGCUGAGUGACUGGUCCGCUCGUGUGGUCGAUGUGUCUGUGAGGGACGCAGUGCCCGCCCUCACCACGCACACAGAUCAACAUACAAAGAUGCGUUUUUGACGAACUCUCCUCAUUUUACAUGCUCUUAUCGUAGCGCACGUGCAAGAAUCCAUUCGUUGUACAGCACCGGUGUGGGCGACGUUGGUACGGAGGAACCUGUAUCAAAUGCAAACAUCCCUGGAUGUCUGGAAGACAAAGAGUUGCAACUUGUGAUGCAAGCUGUGGAAGUAGAUGUAGAACAGAGAAGAAUUUGUGUUGCACGAGCGCCACAAGCUGCCCAUAAUUGCUUGCUUCGCAAUCCGGCAGUUACUCAUGCGGGACAGGCAUCAAGAGGCGCUCUUAAAACCUGUAAUGCUUUUGCUUGCAUCAGACAAGAUUUGGGUGGUGCUGGUGCAUGACAAACAAGGGCAUCGUUCCAGACCCAGGCAUAUGAUUUGCAAUGCAUAACGUGGCGCCACGCACGGAAAGUCCAAUGCUCGGCCAUAUCGGUACGAACACCACGCUCGGCCAGGGCCAACAGGUUUUUUUGAGCAGCGCUUAUGCAGGAACUCCGGCGGCACCGACCUGUAGUUCUUCCGACGGCGUGGCUCGUUUCCCAGCGCGCCGACAUGUUCAAGUUGAUUUUCUUUCGGCAGUGUGGUUCAUUUCCCACGGUACGACCAACGUAAUCACACCCCGCCCACUUUCGCCGAGCGCGGCUGCCGCGCGACCUGAAAUGCCGCUACCUGGUGUACCUAUGCAAGCAUACGAAAGGGGAAAUGCUAUUGCGUUUUCGCAUUCUCGAAAGGCCUUGCCAUUGUACAAUAGGAUGAAGAGGUCGCGUCACCUAGUGCGUGCAUCUAUCUGUAAAGAUGAGAAUGAGAAAUCUAAAUCCUGGGCUCGUCGCAAUAGAAAACUGUUUCAUGCAAAAGGACGUCGUUGUCGUGCAUGUUCUUGUUUGUAAAAAAACGUUUGCAGCGAAUUGAAAAAUGUACAUGGAAGCAGGGAGAAAGUGUUUCCUUCCAUACGUUUUGGAGUUUCCGACUUCGUGAAGAACCGCAAGUCCGAUAUUAAUGCACGACACGUAUCAAACAAAAAAAGGUCGUCACGAUUUCUCGUACGCAUUUUUGCAAUACAAAAUUUUCUGUCAUGCGUGAAAAUGCACCACAGCCAAACUUUGCAAGGGAUUUCCCUGGUGUUUCCGCAAUACAAGGAAAAGUUGCGAUGCUGAAAAAAUUUGUAAUGCAAAACCUGCAGGAAACUGACUGCGACAAACUUUUUUCUCUCCAUAGCACGCCUUUGCGCCACCGCCUGCUCCUUCGUUGACUUCGAUCGUUGUGGCGGACGGGCGCUGGGAACAACGCGAAGCCGAUUUAUGCGUUAUGGUUUGUCCAGUAACUCACUGUUGCUGUAAAAAAAUCAGUGGAGUUUUUGUCUCCCGUACUCUAGGACGUGUUUCUGAUUGAUUCUGAUGUAGGAUUUUCUGUAGUUUUUCUUGGAUCCGCAGAAAUGAAUUAACGCUGUUUCUUGUUUCCACAUUCCCACAAGCCCGCUGGUACGGCUUCGGUUAGCCAGGAAUGCGAAUCCGCCUGAGUAAGUAACAACAUGCAUAAUUGUCUUCCACAUCCACCUUGUGUGAAGCGGGGCAAGCACUUGCGAUAGAACCAACGAAGCGCGCCCGACAAGAUCUUCAUUUCCUGAAUCGAUUUUCUCGUAUUUCUAUUGUCUUCGGGACCAUCAAACUACUGUCCGGCGGGGUAUUAACGGUAAAGGUAAAGACAGCUGCAAUUCGCCGCGUUACACUUGUUUCCGACUAUUUUGGGCUUCUAGAAGUGGUGCAUUCUUUGGACUACUAAUUACGGUCCUCGCGGCCUUCUAGAGGAUUUUACACAGCACCUUGUUAUCAUCUGUCGCUUGGGUUUAGUUUCCCACGUAGGCAACGCUGGUUGUAGUGACUUUGAGAGAGCCGGCCCGAAAGUAGAAAAGUGCCUGCGGCCAGAGACAUUCAUGGGGCCCGAUGUUGAGAAAGCGACCAAUGGCUU